AUGACAGAUGCAUUUGUGGAUAUUCCAUUCCGGGCACUUCAGCGUGUAAGAGUAUUCAAUAAAACCGAUGCGGCAUUGUACGACGGUGUAUGUCCAUCAUGGAUUGCUGUCUCAUCGCGAUAUGGGAUUAUUGUUUGUGCUUUUGGUUGUGAUAAGUUAAUAUCUUUAAGAAGCAGCGAUGUUUAUCGACCAAAAAGUAAAGGAGACAUCAAUGUAGAAGUGACUGAUAUCCAGACGAAAGUAACUAAUCUUCAAGUUGAACAGCCUGUUGCAUUGACUGCACUAGCUUGUAACUGCUCAGGUCGUCUGUUAUCUGUUUCAAUGCGAACAGCAUUUGGAGCAUUUGUAUAUCUCUACGAUAUGUGUGCAUUUGCUGUCGACUAUGUUGAGCAGCGAGGUCCCGUUUACAGCUUGCGACUUUCUGUUGAUCCGAAUGCCCAGCCUUGUGUCUUAAAAUGGAACCCACAACAGGAUACCGUAUUUGCUGUUGCUACGUCCGAUGGCGUGUUAUCCUGCUAUUCUUUUGAUAUUGAGAAAUCAUCUUCGGUGACCUUGAUUGGUACAGUUAAACAUGAUAGUGUUGUAACCUGUAUAGGAUGGAGUCCAAAGGGAAAGCAAUUGGUCGUAGGCGAUAUUGCGGGUUAUAUAAAACAGUAUAAACCUGAAAUGGCAUUGGUGCGCGUGAUACCACCUCCUUUGAAAGAUAAAAGCCAUAUCCUGCGUUGCGUCGGAAUCAGUUGGCUUGCAACUACUGACUUUCUCGUUGCCUAUUCCUCCAGGACAGGACAAGAAGUAGAUAUAACCAAGUUAUGUGUGAAAAAGGAUAUACCUCCCCAGUGGACACAUUUCGAUGAUAUUAACUUCUGUGGCGACAAGAGCACUUUCGAUCAACGAAUUGAAUUUACAGAACUGUUGAAUUGGAAAUUAGUAUUGUGCGCUUCAUCACGAUCCAGUGAGAUAUCAGUGCUAGGUAAAAUCGAUUCUGAGUGGAAAGUUUGGACUUUAGAUGAUAAUGGACGAAUUGAAGUGCCUCUUGACUCUGAACAUCGUGAAACUUUUCCAGUUGGUGUUUCUAUCGACAUAUCAUCAGUCUUUCCUGUUAAAAUUGGUGACGAGGGCAAUUCGGAGCAUCCUCCUUGUCCUACAGUCCUGGUGUUAUCGUCUCAUGGAGUUCUUCUUGCCUUCAGUGCGUUGUCGUCUCGUGCCGAACACCAAAACAUUAAUAUACGUCCGGAAGAUUUACCAUCAAAAAUUUACGGGGCGAUAACAACAAAGGCUGAUGUAACGCAGAAUGAGCAUUCAUAUAUUAGUUCGCCAGAUACGAUAUGUCAAACUGUUUCAAUGCUUGAUAAUUCCAUUCCAAAGCAGAAUGUUUCUCAGUUGCAAGUGGAAGCAAAGAUAAAGACGUCUCAGACUGUACAGGCAACAACAGUGUCACAAUUACACGAAGUUUUGCCUUGUAGUAAAGUACAAGAUUCAACAGUUCCACAGCAAAUGCGGGAAAAUCAUGCACAACACCAACGGUUGAAAACGGGAACGCAUUUGAUUACAGAAUUACGGGAAGAUUUUCGAAAAAAACUUAUCAAUUUUGAUAAACAGUUCUUCGAACUUUGUGAACAAAAUGAUUGGCUUCAAAAUCUGAAAAAAAGUUCUGCAAAACAUUUAAAGUGGAAUAAUGAUAUAAAUUUGGAUGAUGAAAUGUCGGAGUUGGAGAAAGUUCGAACAACUGUAGCAUCAUGGCUUGAUGCUUUGGAGAAUCAGGUGAAAGAGAGUAUGUGUGCAGUUGAAGAACAGUUGGGAAUUGCAAAUAGUACCGAUCGAGAACUGUUUGACAGCAGACGGAUGUUAGAUUUCAACAAUAUGCAUCGCUUGGAUAAGCUAACAGCAGCCUUAACGAAACUGGAACAGAAAAUCGCAAAUGUGGAAGAUGUAUUGACAGAAAUACCAACAUGUAAUACAAAAAACAGAUCAGUUUUAACUUUGGACAUUAAUCAAGAACAACAGAUUACCAUGACUGCAAAGAAUAUCUGCAAAGGAAUGGCUUUACGACGGAAAGCUUUAUGUGAAUUGCAACAACGGGUUACAAAUUUAAGUAGUCGAUUAAAAUCAUUGAAAAAAGACCAAAGAACGGAUAAAAUUUUUACUUCAACAAGGUCAUCGCUUUCAAAUUCAUCAUUUAAUUAUCAGAGUUGCAACGAAGAAUUAACAAGUAUGGGAGCUGCUACUGUUCAACAACAAAGAGAACUGUUGAAAUUUUUGAUCCAACGUAAUCCUGUGAAACCGUCAAAAGCAAAAAUUGUUGUGCUUGAUAUACAUUCACAUGAAUCUCGUGAAAGAAUACCGAAUUCAACUACAACAGAUAUUGAAAAUCGUUUGCUUGAAGCAGCAUUAAUGCCAAUAAAAACUCCUACAAAAUUCGUUAUGGAUAUUGGAACGCAGUCGUCCGAUUAUUUAUUUUCCAAAGAAACGAAAUCGCCCACAGAGAUGGCAACUUCAAAUCCCGUCGUUCCUGUAAGUUUUAUGUCUGCGGGGUCUGGUAAACCUCCAACAAUCCAAGCACGUUAUAUUCUGUUCAAUCAGACACAAAAGCUAGCUGAAUCGGCUGUCAGUUCAUCGACAACUUUACCUCCUUCCUCCAUGAAUUUGAGCAGCUCUACUACAAUUCUACCAACCACUUCCAGCUCUUCUGCAACAGACACAAUUGUUAAACAGCUUCCUGCUGGGGAAUCAUCCACGAAUGUUCCAAAAACAGUAGCGAUAAAUCAAGAGCAGAAUGGUGAUAUUACAUUUUCAUUUAAAAAUUUGGAUACUCCAUCAGCAGCAAAGAAUGAUAUUUCUUCUCGAGAAACCACAUCCUGCAGUAACAUUACGCCGAGCAGACGUGAUUAUGUCAGUUAACCUUUGCCAUCAAACAGUUCUAUGAGUAAUCUUGCCGCUGUCCGACCAGUUCGACAAGUGACUUCUACUGCAACACGCAAAAUUUUUUCAAUGAAAAACAAUGAAACUGACUCGGGAUCAGUUGGAUCUGCUACAACAUCUGAACCAUUGACAAAUGUUUCUGUGGCUGCAGCUCCCAGUUCAACAGAAACUGAUAGAACUUUAGCGCAAAACUCGGAAAUCUCAAGGACGAGCAAUGAAUUGACAACAACAGAUUCAACUGCCUCAAUGGCAAUUUCCAAAACAUCAGGUUCCGAAACGAAUGUAUCGUUCACCUUCGAGUUACCAGCUGUAGGAAAUCAACAGACAACAUCUGCUGCAGAUGGCUCAGUAAGUGGUGAUACCACAAACGCAACAACUGUGGAGCUGCAAUCAAAAGAUUUGGAUGUUAUAGGUGACGACGGAAUAAUGGAAGCAGAAGGUACUUCAACUGCUCCGACAACUCUGUUCUCAUCAUCAUUAUCUUUUGGUUUGGGAAGUACUGUAUCCAAUACAAAUGCGAUACAAAACGUUUUUGGUUCUGGACUCAAAUUUUCGUCAUCUUCACAACCUCAGACAUCCUCAUUAUUUGGUAGUGCUGCUGCUGGAAACAAAAGCACCUCAGUAUUUGAUUCUGGUGGUUCAGCAACAUCUAGGGGUGGAUUCUUCAGCCGAACGCAGCAGUCGAAUGCAACAUCGUCAACGUUUUCUUUUAGUUCGGCAACUAAUUCGCUUAAUUCCUCCGGUCUUUUUAGCUCAAAACCAACGACUGGUGGUACUACAUUUGGCGGUGCACCAUCAUUUGGUUCGAAACCAGCAUUCGGAUCUCCAUCACCUCUUGUUUCAGCAUUUGGUCAGCAGCGUUCUCAAAAUGCUGCUUCUACAGCUACUGGAUUUUCUAACUUUGCCAAAACCAGUACUGUUGGAUUUGGUUCACUGGCUGCAAGCCAACAGCAGCAAUCAUCUGUAUUUGGUGGAAGUGGAUUUGGUGCUCUAGCACAGCAACCCCAAAAAAACUCAAUUUUUGGUGGAGGCCUAAAUUCAUCUGUAACUAACAGGAAACCUUUGGUUGUGACACAAUCAACACUACGAUGGAAUGCAUUCAAUGAGAUCCUAAUAACUGCCCGCAGUUCCACGAAUAAGCUCGUUGAUAUUGGUGUGGAAAUUCAUGCUUCUCACCCUUCUCUCUUAAUCUUUCGACAAACAUUACAGGCGAAAGUUGCUGGGUCAUUGAAUCGUGUCAAGUUUUUUGUACCGGGUGGAACAGCGCGGUCCGAUUCUUAUCGAUUAGUUGUUCGUGCUGAGAAUGACAGUGAAUCAUUUGAGGAAAUAAUACCGGGUGCACCCGAUCUGAGGAAUAUUUAUUUACAGACCGAUAAAAUCGUUUAUAAGCCAACUGAUACUGUUAAAGUACGAGCGUUGCCACUUACCACAAGCGGAAAGUUAUACGAUGAAUCAGUGGAUUUUGCACUUGUGAAUCCGGAUGGUUUUGAAAUCAUACAUAAAACCAGAUCAAUUUCUAACAAUCGAUUUCUUGCUGUAGAAUUUCAAUUACCAGACCAUUUGGUUUUUGGAGAAUGGAAAAUUGUGGCACGACCGGAUCGUCAAAAGCCAUACAUCUAUUCAAUUACAUUUCAAGUGCAAAAAUAUGAGCUAUCGCCGUUUCGCGUUGAUCUUCUGGCCAAGGAAACUGGCGAUCUUGAUUUGUAUGAAAUAGAUGUGCUAGCAAGGCAUGCUAAUGGCCGACAAAUAUCAGGACAAGUAAUGAUUUGGUGCGAUUGUGAUGGGAAUAGUAGUCACUCAGUGAUAUCGUCCGAUUCGUUAAAGUCAUUUCAAUGCAUCCUGAAAUCGUCCAAGGUUGCUUUUAUUUAA
Acanthocheilonema viteae is the source of this 4788-nucleotide messenger RNA. The record is from the annotation of a GenBank genome assembly. Lineage: Eukaryota; Metazoa; Nematoda; Chromadorea; Rhabditida; Onchocercidae.